This is a messenger RNA of Triticum turgidum subsp. durum (durum wheat), 2838 nucleotides long. The record is from the annotation of a GenBank genome assembly. Lineage: Eukaryota; Viridiplantae; Streptophyta; Magnoliopsida; Poales; Poaceae.
AUGGCAGAGGGGGUUGUCGGCAUGCUGAUUCUGAAGCUUGGCUCAGCCUUGGCCAUAGAAGCAAUCAAGGUUGGUACAGGGAAGCUAUGCCGUCAAGCUAAAGCUUCUUCUAUUGCCAGGCUGUUUGGUCAGAUCCGUGAUAUCAAGGAGGAGCUGGAGAGCAUGCAGUCGUUUCUACAAGAAGCCGAGAGGUUCAAGGAUACUGACAAUACCACUGCCAGCUUCAUCAACAAGAUACGAGGCCUUGCUUUCGAGAUCGAGGAUGUUGUUGACGAGUUCACCUACAAGUUAGAGGACAAACAUGGUGGCUUUUCUGUGAAGAUCAAGCGGCAGUUUAAGAGAAUCAGUACCUGGCGCCGUCUGUCACUGAAAUUGAGAGACAUCAAACUGAAAUUAGAGAAUGUUGAUAGGAGAAAGGCCCGGUAUGACAUGAGAGGAAUUGCAAUCGAAGCUAGAAACAGUGAUGCUCAUUGCAGAUCUACAGAUCAGACUUCAUACUUCCCAAUAGAAGAAAAUCUUGUCGGCAUUGAUGAGAGUAAGAAUCUGCUGAUUAAUUGGUUGACAAGUGAUUUCCAACAGGAGAAUGUAAUUAGCACAGUAUGGGGGAUGGGAGGAGUAGGCAAGACCACUUUGGUUGCCCAUGUUUACAACACUUUGAAGAUUGACUUCGACUGUGCUGCAUGGGUAACUGUCUCAAAAGCAUACCAGGUUCAGGACUUGUUAAAGCAGAUUAUCAGGGAGUUACAGAAGAGCGACUUGAAGGGUGAACUUCGCGUUGAUAUUGUUGACAUGGAAAAGAGAAGCCUAGUUGAGAUCAUCCGUGAUUUCCUGCGUGGCAAGAAGUAUCUUCUGGUUCUAGAUGAUGUCUGGGGUAUUGAUAUCUGGUUCAAAAUAAGAGAUGCUUUCCCUACUAACAGCACCAGCCGGUUUGUAAUCACGUCAAGAAUCCAUGAUGUAGCGUUGCUGGCUACUGGAAAUUGCAUGGUUGAAUUGAAACCACUAGAAGCGCACCACUCAUGGGAAUUGUUCUGUAAAGAGGCGUUUUGGAAAAAUGAAAACAGAAUAUGUCCGGAGGAGCUACAGUUUUUGGCACAAAGAUUUGUGGACAAGUGUAAUGGCUUGCCCAUUGCUAUUGCAUGCAUAGGUCGUUUACUGUCCUGCAAAAGCCAAACUCAUUCUGAAUGGGAAAAAUUGUACAAGGAAUUAGAAGUGCAGUUGACAAACAAUGCGAUUCUUGAUGUUAACAUAGUUCUAAUGGUCAGUUUGGGGGAUCUUCCAUAUAUUUUGAAGAACUGCUUUCUUCAUUGUAUUGUAUUUCCAGAGGAUUAUUUGAUCAAAAGGAAAAGACUGAUUAGACAUUGGGUGACAGCAGGAUUCAUCAGGGAAACAGAGCACAAAACAAUGGAGGAAGUGGCAGAGGGCUAUUUGUAUGAACUUGUAAAUCGAAGCCUAUUGCAGGUAGUGGAGAGGAAUGAAAGUGGACGUGUGCGGAGUUGCCGAAUGCAUGAUAUCAUUCGCCUUCUUGCUCUGGCUAAAUCAAAUGAGGAAAGGUUCUGUAGAGUUCAUGAUGGCUCAGUGAGUUCUUCAGCAGAAAAUACACGCCGCCUAUCAAUCCAAAGCCCCAAUAUUGAGCAGUUGACUCUUUCAAGUGAAGUUCAGCUCCGUUCAAUCUAUGUUUUUGACAAUGGUCUGACAAUUGAUUCACUGAAGCCUUUCUUGAAAUCUUUCAAGUUGCUAUCAACUUUAGAUCUACAAGGUUCCAAAAUUAGGAGGCUACCAAAUGAGAUUUUCAACAUGUUUAAUCUGCGGUUUCUGGGUCUUAGAGAUACCGAGGUUGAGGAUAUUCCGAAAACAGUUGGAAGACUACAGAAAUUGGAAGUUUUGGAUGCUUACAAUGCUAAGCUGUUGAGUUUGCCGGAGAGUGUGGUGACACUUAGGAAGUUGAGAUAUCUAUAUGUUGCUACUGAUCCAAAGACAAAUAUUAAAGGAGUUGUUGCCUGGACUGGAAUCCAGGUGCCUAAUGGAAUAAGGCACUUGACAGACUUGCAAGCCUUGCAACUUGUUGAGGCAAGCUCAGAGACUUUGUGUCAUCUUGGUGCUUUGACAGAGUUGAGAACUUUGUCCAUCACCAAAGUGCAGAGAGAACAGUGUGUUGAUUUGUGCAAUGCUAUCAUGAAUAUGACCCAUCUUGUUAGUCUUGCAAUUAUGGCUAUAAACGAGAAAGAAACACUGGAACUGGAAGAGCUCUGCUUACCCCCUACGCUCUCGAAGCUUGAAAUAGGAGGGCAACUAGAUAGGAAACGGAUGCCUCAGAUUGUCUCGUCCUUCUCAGACCAUGAAAACAUUACCUUGUUGGCCUUAGCCUUCUCCAAACUUGAUGAAGACUCAUUUUCAUGCCUGCUGGUGUUACAUGGUCUACGUGCACUUUGGCUUGAUAAGGCCUAUGAAGGGAAGAGGCUGCACUUCAAUGCCAUGACAUUUCCAAAACUGCGACUGCUAUCAAUCUCAGAUGCACCUCAGCUCAAUGAUGUUGUAGUAGAAGAAAGUGCAUUGCAAAGCCUUGUUCACCUAUCUCUCACAGAUUGUCCAGAGCUGAAGGCCCUCCCUGAUGGCAUUGAGCAUCUUAGAACUCUAGAAAAAUUAUAUCUGCGAGGAGUUUCCAAAGAUCUCACAAAGAAGCUUCAGAAUAAAGAAAAAACAAAAAAAAAAAAGAGGAGGCUCUAUAGAAGAGAGGUGGCAAGGAAAUUAGAGAAGCAUCUGUGUGCAGAACCUGAGUUAGAAACAAGGGAGAAGAGGAGAGCCUUAUUCGAUUUUCUUGGUCGAGAAUUGAGAUGUUGA